Python bivittatus (Burmese python) is the source of this 4572-nucleotide messenger RNA. The record is from RefSeq and is a predicted model, not a curated record. NCBI's taxonomy places the organism in Eukaryota, Metazoa, Chordata, Lepidosauria, Squamata, Pythonidae.
UACUGUUCACGGAGUUUUUCUGCGUCCCGCGCGGUGAAAGCUAGUUGUUCCGAGGACCGCGAUUUGAAACGCGAAAGCAAAGUGCUACGCUGACUACUUAUAAAACAUAGAGGGAGGGGGUAAGAGGGAUUUUCAUGGGAUCGCCAAUUCUAGCCUAUCUAGGAGGGUUGCUGUUGUAACGUUAUUCCCAACUGUCCGUCUGAGGGCGUUUGGGGCUCUUUUAUAUUUGGAUCACUGUGGUGCGGCGCUCUCUGAGUUCACUGGGGACACAAAGAGCGCCCACUGUAUAGAAGUGGGGGGAGGAGGAAAGCAGCAUUGCUAAGCAACGGGAAGCUCUGGCCUGGAACCCGCGUCGCCGAGGCGGUUCAGGAGCUGCGGGAGAAAAGGUGGCGGUGGCCCUCAGGGGGAGCGUUUUGCGGACUCAGAGCACUGAGAGAAAAUAUGAAAUCACAUAGAGUUAUUUAUUUCAGACAAAUGAAUAUAAAUGGAACCUAAUUUAUGGGCUUCCAGUGACCACCAUGAAGAUGUGGAAGAUUUGCUUGCUAACAUUGUAGCAAUAAGAAGUCACCUAAAGAAAACAGAAAGAACUUUAGAAGACUUGGGAGAACAGCUUUAUAGUAAUAAUUCACAUAAUUCUGACCUCAGCGUUCAUGACAGUGAGCUUGAAAUUUUAACACUGGAAGAUCUUGUGGAUCCUUCUGAAUUACAGAACAGUACUGUGAGCAAAAUGUCUUGGCAUAACAGUGAUUCUCCAAGGAAACCUAGGAACAAAUCACUAGCUUUUGAUAAGAGCAUGGAAGAGGAAAAUGAACUACUAAGGGACAAAUUGAAUGUAGUCCGGGAAAAUAAUGCUUCAUUAAUUUCCCAGAACCACAAACUAAUGAAUGAAAUUGAAACUAUGAAGUUUGAACUGAACCAGACAAGAGCACAAGUAUCUUUCCUGGAAUCUGCUUUGGGUACACAUUCAGUCAAUAUUCCAAUGUUAGAAGAACAGAUAGCAAGCUUGGAAGCAGACAUUCAAGCUCAGGAUAGUCUUCUAAAAGAUACAGAAGAUAAAUUAGAGAAAAGCCAGAAAAUGCUAAUGAAAAAAGAAUAUGAUUUGAACAAAUUAAAGGAGGAUUAUAAAAAAAUGAAGUGUGAUUUAAUUGGAUGGGCCAAACAAGGAAAAAGAACUGAACAGCAAAGAAAUGAAGCACUGUAUAAUGCUGAGGAGUUGACAAGAACAUUUAAACAAUACAAAGAGAAAAUAACUAAUAAACUGGAAAAGGUCCAAGUUGAAGAACAAAUUUUAGAAAAAAAGUUAAUGAACUGUGUAAAUGAAAAGGAGAAGUUGCUGACACAAUGUAAUGUCUAUAAAACUGAGUUUGAAAACAUGAAAGAUCAGUUGAGACAAUUAACUGAAGAGAACUGUAUUGGAACACAAAACCUUAAAAGCAUGGAAGCAAAAAUGUCUGAAAUAGAAUUUCUGCUCAAACAUUCUCAGCAAAAAAAUCAGAUGCUUGAAAAUAAACUUCAAGAACAAAAAGCACUUCUUGAAGAAAAAAAUGCCCUAAUAAAUGAAAAUGAAGAUUUAAAAGCACUAAUUGCACAACAAAAAGAUCACCUUAACUUGUAUUGUCAAGAAAUUCAAAGUUCAAAAAUUGAACUGAAAACUUUAGAAAAUGUUAUUUCCCAGUUGACCCAAAGCUCAUCAAAGAAGGAUAAUCGUUGUAAUGAAAUAUCCAGUAAUUGUUCUGAAACAGAUAGUCUCCUGAAAGAAGAGCUAAGACAAAAAAUUAACUUUCAAGAAGCAGGAAUUCAGAAACUUCAGGCAGAAUAUAUGGCCUGUAAGCUAGGUCAAGAUUUCUCUGAAGACGAUGAGGGACAAGAAUUGCACGGCCUAGAAACUGAACCAGUAAAACUCAGUGGAAAUCAGACAGGGACAAAAUGCCAACAAUUGGAACUUAUUAGUAAACAGUUUGAAAAAGAGAAGCAAAUGUUAAUUAGACAUUUAGAAGAGCUACGUAUUAAGCUGGAAAGAUCAGAAGAAGAGAGUGCUGCUUUAAAAAGCAACAUUGCCCAGAGAACUAAUCAGUUUCAAACAAUACAGGAAGAGCUAUUAGAGAAAGCUGCAAAAUCAUGUCACAUGGAACGAGAAAUAGCAAGAAAAUCCUCUCAGCUUUCCAUCCUUGAAAAACAGUUGGAAGAAAAAACUUUUGCUUAUGUAACUGCAGUUGCAAGAAAUACUGAAUUGGAACAGGAAUUAAUGGCAAUGAAGUCUCAGCUUCAAAGCAUGGAAAGAAACAUCAGUGAAGAACAAGAGCACUUCUCUGUAUUGUUAGAAAAAGCAAAGUUAAUUAACCAUGAGCAACAUAAGGAAAUGGAAAAACAAAUUGAUUUACUUCAGUCUCAACUAGAAACUAAAAACCAGCAAUUUCUGGAACAAGAGAAAACAGUGUCCGUUUUCCAGCAGGAUAUUUUAUAUAAACAGCAUCAGCUUGAAUCAUUGGAUCAACUACUAUUAGAAAGCAAAGAGGAAAUGGAAAAAGAAAAAAUAAAAAAAGAUGAAGCUUUAAGGAAAUUACAAGACCAACUUACUGAUCAAACAGUCAAGGUCAAACAAUUACAGACAGCAUUAGAAAUCUGUAAGCAAGAUAUAGCUUUAUAUUUAGAUCAUCUAGAAGAAAAUAAAGUGCUGUUUGAAAAGCAAUUGGAGAAGAAGUCUGAAGAGGUCCAGAGGUUGCAGAAAGAAAUAAAGCAUAAGAAUGACAAUCUUCAGUCAACUAGUGAACAAAAUCUUGUUCUACAGCAAAGUCUUCAGCAGCAGCAGCAAAUGUUACAUCAGGAAACGGUUAGGAAUAGUGAAUUAGAGGACAGCCAAAUGAAGCUCCAAAAGCAGGUAUCAAAACUAGAGCAAGAACUUCAAAAGCAGAAGGAUAUGUUGGAAGAAGAAUUGAGAAGAACAAAUGAAAGGCUUCAUUUAGCCAUUGAAGAAAACAAUGUGAAACGACAAAAAGUAGCAGAACUUACUGCUACAAUCAGGCAUAUUAAAAAAGAGAUGGAUCAGUGUAAAGAUGAGUUAAUAGACAUGGAGAAAGAACUAGUGCACUUAAAGCGAGAUGGUCAUACUAAAGCAAUGCAACUGAGCCAACUGGAAAUUACUUUACAGCAGAGGAUCUCAGAAUUUAAUAAAAAGACACACCAAGAUGAAGGCCAUGGUGAGCAGCAGAAAGUAUUUAUGGGCCCAUCUGGUAAUGACCAUGAUAUAUAGAAGAUUUUGACUUAGAAUGUAAGAAGAGUAAAUGAUAAAGAGCCUAAAUUAACAGAUGACAUGAAAGAGGGAAACAUACAUGAACAGAUGAGUGGAAAUUAUACAAGAGAAUACAGAAAAAGUGACUGAGCCAUUUAGGGACCCAGAAACGAAUGAGAAUGGUAAUAUUUGGUGGGGAUCUGCUUAGAAAUAUUUCAGAAAUGUGAUUUAAGCACAUGGCUAUUCAUAUGUAUCCAUUAAUAUAAAUCGUGAUUCAUUUGAUUCUUUAUGAUGAAAGCCUAAGCGUUUGUUAAGGAUACAAGGGUGAUCAGAGAUUCUAAAUGUGGGAUAGACCAUUUUGGAUAGCGCCAAGGGCGGAUCUUUUGAAAAAAAUGGACAUGGAAGUAAUGGGAAAAGAGGAAUAAAGGAGAAGGAAAGUAGAAUAAUUGCAGGAAGUAGGAGUCCUGUAUUAUAAGAUAAAGUAAUUUCUCCACAGAAUGAAUGGGAAGAAAAAAGGAUGUGAAGUUGCUUGGAACGGAGUGAAAAUAAUUGUGUUACAGAGUACCACAGAAGUAUAUAAGAAAUUACACUAACAGGAAGUGUGAAAAAGGAUUGUGUAUGAAGUGGUAAAGGCUGUGGAUGAGAAAAAUGCAUAUAAGAGUAUACAAAAAUUGAUGAAAACAGGAUACUGUCUAAUGUGUAUAGAAAGAAAAUGAUAGUUCCAAAGACUGUAGGUUAAGAGUGCAAUGAAUGUUUAAGAUUAAAAGAGUCAGAGAAGCACAGAGUAAUUUUAAUGAAAAAAAAGUUGCUUUGGAAGUAGGUGAAGAGAGCUAAACAGUGACUUUCUCACAGAAUGAAUUGAAUUACUGUAUAAAUAAAUGUGAUGAAAUGUUUUGAGAUGAAACUGAAGUGGUAAAAUGCUGGAAGUCUUAUUUUAGAGAUUGGUAUGGGAAUGAUAGGGAUACAGCAAAGAGUAGAACUGAAAUUAAUGCUAUAAAUUGUAGUAGGCCAAGGAAAAUGGUGAAUAGGAAGUCAUACAUGCUGUGAGAAUGUUGAAAAAUAUAAGGUUACAAGUGUAACUGGAGAAAUAUUAAAAUAUGAAUCCAGCUUGCUUGUGGAAUAGCCGUAAGACUAAACAUGUGUGAAGACUGCAUUUUUGCCUGCAUUGCCUGACCCUUUCCUGUUGCCAGUGUGAUUGCAUUGCUCUUGGUGUGUAGAAGAGCAAACAGUUUACUCUUGUAAUCUCUUUCUCUCCAAUCUCUCCUCUCUGCAAAGGGGGUGGGGAGAAAAAAAGCAAGUGAUUUCCAUAGGCAAUCUCUCUUUUGCCUGACCCUCCGCCCCCA